GUGGGGGGUGAAAGCUCGUCCACGCAAACAUUGCCGCGUCAUUAAAAUUCACAAACAAAAUGUUUUGGGAAUCGAACGUGCACAGAGACACGCUCUCACUAACACACGGGUUCGUCGGUGCGAUGGUGGCGGGGCUUCGUCUGCAGCUGCACGCGCACAGGUCGUUAGCAUUGUUUUGGUUGAGGGGCGGAAGAAUGAGGAAGUAGCUGCUCAGUGAAGCUAGGAGGUAACUCGGUGCCGCGCACAGCACCAAAACAACGUGUCUCCUUUGUGACAGCGAGUGUGUUCACGUCUCCUCUCUGGAGGUUUCACUCUCUCGUCAUGUCAGCAGGGAUCCACUGCAGCCGAUCACAUGCUGACUGUCUCCGCUGCAGCUCACAGCCAAGUUCCAUGUUUGAAAUGUUGCUCUAUGUAUUCAUGGACGUGUAUACGGGUCCACACAGGCUAUGAAUUUCUCCGAGCAUGGGGAAGUUUCAGAUGAAGCAAUGCUUGAGAAAGAACGAGAGCAUGUCCAGGACAUUAAAGAAGAAGCGGAGGACUAUGCUGUUUGCGAGCUACCAGAAGGACGUGGAGGAGGCUCUAAUGAGACCUCUGAGGCUGGUAAACGGUCAUCAGCAGAGAUGGGUCCUGAUACAGACCAGUCCACCAGCAGCAAGAGAGCCAGAGUCUCUGCAGAGAUGAGGAGGCACUUGAUUGACAUGAGCAGCAGACAUGAGCCUCUUUGCCUCACCACAACUGGAGAGAACAGGGACUGUGUCCAGGAGAAAUCCAGGGUGUCCUACAGGAAGCCUCUCUUCAGCAUCUCCCACAGGAUCUCAGAGAAGAGGAAUACACCGAGUCUGGAGCAGCAGGCCAGUCACGAUGCUGGAAAUCAGCUCAACUACAGCAGUGUCCUUUUGUCCAAGCUUCAAAAUCCAGAGGAAAAGGACCAAUUGGAGACUCUCCCCACCACGGACAGUUUAGGCCAAGCUUCGACAGCAAACUCCAGCCUUUAUCCACUGAUUGAGAAAAUGUUUUUUAUUCUAAAUACCCUCAAUUCAAGCAUGACACAACUUCACAGCAAGGUGGAUUUGCUAACCCUCGAAGUCAUGCGCAUAAAAAAGCAGAUCAAACCGGCCGAGAUGGUGACGGAGUUCCAGCCUCCUCCUGAAUAUCUACUAACAAGUGACGAAUUGAAUCAGCUGAUGGAGCAGACAUCAGGCGCGGGGGAGCUCGGGUGUCGACUGCUGGUGCAUCUCUUCCCGGAGCUGUUCAAAGUGAGGGAGUGCUCUCGUGAAUGCAUGUCCAGCAAGAGAAUGCUGGAGUCUCUCCAUCUGCAGCUGAUUCGUAACUACGUCGAGGUGUGCUACCCGUCAAUCAAGAACAACAGCGUCUGGCAGGAAGAAUGUCUGCUCCAGAUUAAUGACUUCUUUAAUCGCUUCUGGGCACAGAGGGACAUGGAGAGCGCUCAGCUGCUCAGGAAGCAGACGCUCACAGGCGCUGGGAUAAAAGCUGAGUCCCCUCAAACCUACCAUUUCAUCAAUGAGCAGGGUCAGGAGGAACAUGUCCCUCUAGAUAACCAGCAAAGCAGCCUGGCUGUGUCAGACCUUGCUUUCAACACACAAGCCACAGAGGACAUCGAUGAGUUCUCGUCCCACGAGGACUUAAUUAUUUUUCUCAUGCAUCGUCUUUUCCCUGAGGUGUUUGAAGGAGGAAAAAUGCCUGAAGGCUCCAGUAGUUUCAGUAGAGUGGGGCAGCUCAUUCUAGACUCUGACAAGAUGGAGAUUAUUAGAAAGUAUAUGGAGGCAAAUUUUCCUGAUGUGCCUGAGGACAGCUGGCUCCAGGUCUGCAUUCAGCAUAUGGAGGAUGCUCUCGAGGGUCCUCACAGCAGUGGUAAUGGGAGUGAACCUGACAAUAUCAACGAUGAGGGCUAUGAUGUAGUAAGCCUUUCAGAAGAUGUUUCUAUUAUUAAAGUUCCAGAGGUGGCUGAUUAUGAAAGGCCCAUCCGCAAAUCCAAAAAGUCACUGCUCUCCCCAGUGGAUUUUGACAAUCUGGAGAUUCCUCUACCCAACUUCAUUGUCCCCCAGGUGUACCUCUUGUCCUUGGAGCAGCUGAAGUUCAACUAUGAAUGUAGCUUGUCCAUUGGGAACUUUGCCUCUCGGCUGCUGGUGCUUAUGUUCCCUGAGCUCUUCACCCAUGAGAACAUAAGGAAGCAGUACAACUGCAGUGGUUCUCUUGGGAAAAAGCAGCUCGACCCUGUUCGUGUAAACCUGAUCCGUCACUACGUGCAGUUAGUCUACCCUCGGGCCAGGAACGACAGAGUGUGGAUGUUAGAAUUUGUGGGGAAACUUGACGAGAGGUGUCGGAGACGCGACACAGAGCAGAGGAGAUCCUACCUGCAGCAACGCAAAGUGUAUGGUCAAGAGUCUGAGCAGGACUUUUUUUGCCAGCUGAACCAGCUCAAUCCAGAUAUUAGAGAGGACUCAGAUAUUCCCUCUUUACCUCCUGAGAAAAGCAGCAAAGAUUUUUGCAAAAUUCCUCUGGAUGAACUGACUGUAUCCAAACCUGACUUCCCCGUACCAGCAGCCUACCUGCUCUCAGAUACUGAGGUACGGGAAAUCGUCCAGCAGAGUCUCUCUGUUGGGAACUUCGCUGCCCGUCUGCUCGUGCGCCUCUUCCCCGAACUCUUUACGCAGGAGAACCUGCGGUUGCAGUACAACCAUUCAGGGGCCUGCAACAAGAAGCAGCUCGACCCCGUGCGCCUCAGAUUGAUCCGUCACUAUGUGGAAGCAGUGUAUCCUGUGGAUAAGAUGGAGGAGGUGUGGCACUAUGAAUGUGUGCCAAGCAUUGACGAACGCUGCCGGCGCCCUAAUCGCAAGAAGUGUGACAUUCUCAAGAAGGCUAAGAGGUCAAGCAUUGUGUCCUAGUUACAGUACUCUCCAGUUAGGCAACACUUUGUCAUAAAAAAUAAUUGCACAUUAUAUAAGCUGAAACCGCAUUGUUGAACUUUUACAUAACUGUCCUAUGUAGGAUGAAGCCAAGCUGGUAUGAGUUUCUUCAGUACUAUUCUUUGUCAUAUUUUAUAUUUGGACUACAGCAAUAGAUGUUGUAGCGUAUGCAGUCUUAUUAAUGUUGGCUAAAGAGUUAAAACUGCUUCUAUUUAUAAGCCAAAACUGUCGUAGCUUAUCUAACAUUCUUUGUUGAUAAAUGUUGUAGCCUUAACAACAUUAACAAUGAUAGUAGCUGAUAGCAUCAAUCACACAUUUGCUCUGAUGAUUCACAACUAUGUGAUGUAGAGACAGGUGACAAACUCAAGGAAAAACCUGAGUAAAUAAGUAGAGAAUAUAUAUAUAUAUAUAUCCAGAGGGGCUGUAUGUAAGAACGCAAAUAUCCAGGUCAGAGGCUCCGAACAUUCUCCAGUUUCUCCUGCCAGAACCUGAGUAAAAACUCUUUUUCGGGAGGAUCCCCAAGUGAGCUGAUGCAAGAACACAGCAAGAGAUCCUCUGCAGGAGUCACCGCAAACAAGUGGGUGUGUUGAUGAAGCAAAAAUAAGAAAACAAUUAUCUCAGGGUGAAAAGGCGGUGCCAUACACGUAGAAGACGCUGACGAAGAUGUCGAAAGCUUUCGGUGAGAAUGAUGCAGGUGUCCCCGUGCUGUAAACAAAAUUGCAUCCUGCCUCUGCCUGUUGUGCCACAACUCACCUGAACACUGCGGAGAAUUCUGUGUAGUUUUUGAAUCUCCUGGUGCGUUGUUCAUGUGUGAAAGGCAAACACCAGACCCAAUCCUGCGGACAUCCACUGGAGUUCAUGUCUGAAAAGCUCCGUUAUGGCCUUAGAAGUUGUUAGAUCUCAAAGUAUCUCCCAUAGAUGAAACCCUACAGGAGGUUUCUGACAGAUGUGUGACAUCUCUCCUUCAUCGUCAUGAAAAUACCAACAUACUUUGGAAGAACAGUGUUUCGUCCCUCCUGUCAGGUUCAGACACUUGUGGAUUAAAUGCAAAGCAGCACUGAAGCUGUCGACAACUUAUUAACUCACCUAAAGUCUGUUAUUCCUGUAAUUUGUCACCUGUCUGUAUUUCUGUUACAGUUACUGAUGUAGCAUUGUGCCACCACUGUUUUAAUAACAACGUGCUUAUGUUAAGCCUUCUUAUAGAAGUUUAUACUAUAAAGACAAUUUAACAUGACAAUAGAUCAUGAUAACCUUUCUAAUAAAACCCUAGUUAUAAAUAUGACUAUCAGACUGUUUUACAUAACACUAAACUGUUAUUAUUAACUGUAUCUGGUCAUGCAGACAUUUCCUUAGCAGGGAGUGGGAGGUGUGCGUAGUACCAGUACAUGAGAAAACUUUGCACUCAGUAACAUGAAUAUUGGUCCUUCGUACCAUUUGUACCAUAAAAAAAAUUAUAUUCAAUGAGGUUUCACAGGG
Paralichthys olivaceus (Japanese flounder) is the source of this 4403-nucleotide messenger RNA. RefSeq names its product BEN domain containing 3 (gene bend3). Gene Ontology annotation, molecular function: rDNA binding. The record is from RefSeq and is a predicted model, not a curated record. Lineage: Eukaryota; Metazoa; Chordata; Actinopteri; Pleuronectiformes; Paralichthyidae. Gene Ontology annotation, biological process: rDNA heterochromatin formation; negative regulation of transcription by RNA polymerase II. Gene Ontology annotation, cellular component: heterochromatin.